Molecule: messenger RNA, 1380 nt
Organism: Panicum hallii
Lineage: Eukaryota; Viridiplantae; Streptophyta; Magnoliopsida; Poales; Poaceae
Product: S-norcoclaurine synthase 1-like
Exons: 4
Coding region: 54-1250 (398 amino acids)
Source: RefSeq, a predicted model, not a curated record
CCUGUUGAAAAUGUGAGAAUGAUCAGCCCGCCCAACCAUGCUUAAAUUUUUCUAUGGAUAGCCGCUCUGCACUCGAUGAUGGAAACAAGUGGCACUCCACUCAUAAGAUAUAUGGUACUCGCUCGGAGCUCCAUACGGCUAGGGCGGCUAGUGAGGGACGCAUGGAGUCUCUCCCUGUGCCGAGCGUUCAGGCAAUGGUGGCGGCCACCGGUGGAGCCCAUGUGCCGCCAAGGUAUCUCCGGCCAGAGGUGGCCGCAGAUGCUGUGGCUAGCGACGGCGAGGCCGCGAUACCCAUCAUUGACUUUGAGAGGCUGCUGCUUCAUCACCCGGAGGAGGAGGAGGCUUGUCGCGGUGAAUCUGCACGCCUCCAUGCGGCCUGCCAGGAGUGGGGCUUCUUCCAGCUCAUAAACCACGGAGUUCCGGAUGACGUAAUCGAGGGGAUGAAGGCGAACAUUGAAGCAUUCUUUGGGUUGCCUGCAGAGACGAAGCAGCAGUUUGCUCAGGAACGAGGCCAGCUGGAGGGUUACGGUCAGCUGUUCGUGGUGUCGGAGGAUCAGAAGCUGGACUGGGCUGACAUCCUCUACCUGAAUACGCAGCCGCCGGAGCACCGGAACAUGAGAUUCUGGCCUGACAAGCCCGAUACCUUGAGGUCGGCACUGGACGCGUAUUCGGCUGCCGUGAAGACUGUAGCGGAUCGCCUUCUGGGUAUCAUGUCCAUCAGCCUUGGGCUGCCACCGGAGGUGAUUGCUAGCAAAUGCGGCGGCGGCGGCGGCGGAAUACAGUCGGUGAGGAUGAACUACUAUCCUCCCUGCGCCGAGGCGGGCAAGGUUCUGGGCUUCUCGCCACACUCGGACGCUGAUCUCCUCACCCUCGUCCUGCAAGUGAACCAGGUCCAAGGUCUGCAGGUAAAGCGCCAAGAUGGCAGCUGGGUUCCCGUGCGGCCUCUGGAGGGCGCUUUUGUUGUCAACGUUGGAGACAUUCUUCAGAUCUUCACCAACGGAAGGUACCGGAGCGUAGAGCACCGUGCCGUGAUCAACGCGGAGAGAGCCCGCCUGUCCGUUGCAGCAUUCCACUCGCCCAGCAUCCAUGCCACGAUUGGCCCUCUUCUGACAGACCAGGAGCCCAUGUACAAGACGGUGGACCACCAGAGCUUCAUGAGGCUCUUCUUCUCCGCCAAGCUGGAGGGCAAGAGCUUUUUGCAACGGAUGAAGCUCAAUCUAGACACAGCUAGCACCACCACCACCAACUGAGUACUGCCGCAUUUUCUUCUCUGUUGCAUUGCUUGCUACAAAUUAAACACAUGCCGUCAUUGCAUUGGGUCUGUCUCUGUCGUCAACAUUACAAUUUACAUGCUGUGCACAACAAGCUAAGACAUCUCAA